Pyricularia pennisetigena is the source of this 1587-nucleotide messenger RNA. RefSeq lists its product as uncharacterized. The transcript has a single exon. The record is from RefSeq and is a predicted model, not a curated record. NCBI's taxonomy places the organism in Eukaryota, Fungi, Ascomycota, Sordariomycetes, Magnaporthales, Pyriculariaceae. The coding region runs from base 1 to 1587 and encodes 528 amino acids.
AUGGCCUUCCUCGAAGACCCCCGGCUCCGCCAGCGCUGGAAUCAGAUCUCACACAACGCCGAAGGCGUAGCUGAAAAUGCUGCCGCUGGAAUAUGGUCAUUUCAACACCGCUACAUCGAACCAUGUUUCGCAGGUGUCAGCAAAUCGCUGGACGCGUGCACGGGCCUGUGUCUCGGCGGUGACAGCGAGGAGCGCGCGCGUCGGGCUCGCGAACGAGAGCGGGGCGCCCGUCGCUCUUCGGCAAGACCAGAGUUCAGCUUCGACUUUUAUGAUGACUGGGAUGAUGAUGAUGACGCCCUCGCCGGGUACAACUAUUACAGUGGAAUGGGAGGUUCCAGUUCCUCCGGGUAUGGAGAAGGGUCAUCGGCAGGCCGUUCAGGCGGCAUCCUCGGGGCUGAUUGGGAUAGGUUACUCGCGGGGACGGGAUCUGCGAGAAGGCACGGCGGCGGUGUUGCGUCGAUCGGGCAGAAUGGUGAGGUGCUGAACCAGCCGCGGCGUAAGAGGUCGAUGAGCUACGGCACCAGAGGCCAGCAGACAAGGCGGAAAAAGAGUGUGCAGGAGGACCCGACGAUAAUACCGAGCACUUCGACUUUCGGAUUCUUAGGCAGGCUGCCCUUCAAGAUUGGGGGUACUUUGCGAUACAAGCCAAGUGCAGCAAACCUACGAGACCACCCGGGAGCAGAUCGUCAAUCAGGGCCAGACGGCGAACAGGAACCAUUGUUGGGGGCGGCCGAUGAUGACAGCGAUUUCUAUGGGAACAGGGACGAUAUUCCAUCGAACCAUGCUAAGGAGAAUGGAUACGGGCGUUCAUCUAGGCAACACAGUCCACAACGGCCGGGCGACGAGAUAUACAAUCCUAAGACGAGGAAACGGAGCAACACGGCCGGCUCGGGAGCAACGUCGGAUUCAUAUAGGUCGCGGGGGGAUUUGUUUCCCAGUGACGGCGAGGGGGAAGAGGACGCGGUACCCCUUGACGACGAGUUCACGAUAGCGCUUGAUCGCGUCGAUGAUAGAAGCAGCGGCAAGACGCGAAUCAGUAGUAAGAAAGGAAAGAGACGCGCAGGCUCGAGCAUCAAGGCACAGGGUAUGUCACGCAGCGUUUCACGAACGACAAUAGCAUCCGAGAUGACGACCGCAUCGUCAUCAAACCACUCCCACGUAUCCCUUGUAUCGUCUCCGGUCCAACUGCAGAAGCGGCCAAGCUUUGGAUCUGUGGAGGCUCCGCUUGUAGAAGAAGAAGCGGUUCUGGUGGAAGAUCCAAUGACACAAUCACUCGAGGAUCUUCGUUACGAAGAGCAGAUGGCUGCGAGAGAAGAAGCCGAAGAUGUUGAGCUCAGGAGGAAGGCAGCAAAUCACUUAGCAGUCGAACGGGGCCUUGGUGCUCCUCCAGAAGUCAAGGCGUCCGGGAUAGGGAAGCAUGCAAGUUUCGACGAUAUUCCGGACCCCUCUGAUAUAUCUGGGUCUGGCGUCGCAAGUACAGUGAGUGAAGGGAGGUUGAAAGCGCAAAGGGAGGACCUCCUGCCAGCUCUGGUACAACCAAACGAAACAGACGGAUUUACUCCGGCGAAACUGCCCAACUUUCGAUGA